UUGUAAAUAACUUAAUUUCUCAAACUCCACAAAAUACGAAUAAAUGUCUUCUUUUCACAAAAAGUUAUGUUUGUUUCAAAACAUUCUUGUAUCGUGUAUAAAUUUCACUUUUCUUAUAAAUCCUCCAACUUCACUUGGUUUAACCUUCCACACGGUCUCUCUCCGUUAUCUUAUCUCUUCCUUUGCAGGUGCCUCUUUUCACCAAUCUCGAUCAUGUUUCAUCGGGCCAGUCAUGCUUCAUGUUUCUUCUUUGACGGGUCAAUUGAUGGCAGUUUUAGUGAUGUUUAGCAAAGAGAAACAAAGUAUCUCCUUGUUGAUAUUGCCUUGGAACCCUAGAGAGGCUAAAUCUUUUGUUAGGAUGGACUGUGCGGUCUUUAUGGUGAUGAUUUUGUUAUAGAUGAUGGUUAUGGUUCUGGCUUGUGUGGUUCAUUGUUACUGGGUUAGAGAUCAGUUCGAUGGGUUAGAUGUGGAGAGUCGAAGUGAAGGUUUUAGAAGAAAAUUUAACAACAAAAGCGUCUCGAUCGUUGAAAAAGAGACUGGUUCAGAUGUAAGAAAGAACAUGGAAUUCGAAGAGAAGACAAAUGUAUGAGUUUUCUAUGAGUCCACAUUUUGUGUGUACUGCUCGGAGAUGGAUAUUAAUAAUUAUAUUUUAUGUCUUGGUUAAAAGAACAUAUUAUUUGCUGUGACAAAACUCUAGUAAUAGGAUGCAUGCAUUUUUA
Molecule: messenger RNA, 719 nt
Organism: Capsella rubella
Lineage: Eukaryota; Viridiplantae; Streptophyta; Magnoliopsida; Brassicales; Brassicaceae
Source: RefSeq, a predicted model, not a curated record